AUGGCUAAAGAAAUCACUGAUAUCAAGCAGUUCGUUGAGUUGGCUAGAAGAGCUGACGUUAAGACCGCUACCGUUAAGACCAACUUCAAGUUGAAUGCCAGAGGUAAGAAGUUUAAGCAGACCAAAUUCAAGGUUAGAGGUGCCAGGUACUUGUACACUUUGAUCGUUGACGAUGCUACUAAGGCUAAGAAGUUGGUUCAGUCUCUACCACCAACUUUGACUGUUACUGAGGCUUAA
Brettanomyces nanus is the source of this 237-nucleotide messenger RNA. RefSeq names its product 60S ribosomal protein L38 (gene RPL38). Bases 1 to 237 code for a protein of 78 amino acids. The record is from RefSeq and is a predicted model, not a curated record. Gene Ontology annotation, cellular component: ribosome; cytosolic large ribosomal subunit. Gene Ontology annotation, biological process: protein-RNA complex assembly; translation. Lineage: Eukaryota; Fungi; Ascomycota; Pichiomycetes; Pichiales; Pichiaceae. The transcript has 2 exons. Gene Ontology annotation, molecular function: structural constituent of ribosome.